Acyrthosiphon pisum (pea aphid) is the source of this 1292-nucleotide messenger RNA. RefSeq lists its product as uncharacterized. The record is from RefSeq and is a predicted model, not a curated record. NCBI's taxonomy places the organism in Eukaryota, Metazoa, Arthropoda, Insecta, Hemiptera, Aphididae. The annotation marks the transcript as partial. The transcript has 3 exons.
AUGUCUGAAAACGAAAGUGAUACUAAUUGUUCGACACCAGAAAAAACUAAACGGAGACGAGGAGAAAGUUCUAAGACCUAUUCGCACAAAAAACAUAACUUCAGAGAUGAGUGGUUAACCCAUGAUAUAUACAGGAAUUGGUUAUUGCCAGUACACAACAAUAAACUAUUAGCUAAGUGUAAGUUGUGUAUUACAGAAAUGACUGCUGAAUUAAGUGUUAUCAAAAAACAUUCUUUGACAAAAAAACAUUUAAAUUCAGUGAACUCUAUUGGACGCCAACAAAAUUCGAUUUCGACCUUCAUAAAUAACACGGAUCAAUUCAAAUUAGCUGAGCAAACUAAAAAGGCAGAAAUUUUACUUAGUAGCUUCAUAAGUGAACACAAUUUACCAUUCAAUAUUAGUGAUCAUUUAGUAAAGACAUGUAAGGCAGCAUAUCCGGACUCAAAAAUUUGUUCCAAUAUAUCUUUGGCUCGUACUAAAUCAACAGCUCUUGUAUCAAAUGUUAUAGGACUUUAUUCCUUUGAACAAAUUACAAAUAUUUUGCAGAAAACACUUUUUAGUGUAAUUAUUGAUGAGAGUACUGAUGUUGGCUGUGUAAAAACUAUGUGUAUUUGUGUUAAAUACUUUGACAGUGCAUCAGAUUCUUUUGAAACUAAAUUUUUUAAGCUCAUUCAAUUAUUCGAAGAUAUCAAAAGUGCAGACAAAGGAGCUACCGGUCAAAAAAUAUUUGAUGAAGUAAUAAAAGCGUUCACAGAUUCAGAAAUUCCAUUGGAUAAUAUAAUAGGAUUCGCUUCUGACGGAUGUAAUACCAUGUUCGGUGCAUCAAAUUCUGUGACAUCAAGAUUAAAAGAAUGUUUGCCAGGUGUUUAUAUUCAAAAAUGUAUUUGCCACUCACUUCAUUUAUGUGCCAGUGCUGCAUGCAAAGCUUUACCCAGGACCUGUGAAGACCUUGCCAGGGACAUUUAUAACUACUUUAAAUCAAGCUGCAAGAGAGUAAGUCAAUUUAAACAGUUUCAAGACUUCUGCAAUGUAUCCCCUCACAAGAUUUUAAGACCAGCGCAGACCCGAUGGCUUUCAUUGAGUAUGGUAGUAAACAGAAUAGUUGAGCAAUGGCCUGCACUAAAAUUGUUUUUUUCGUCUCAUUGGCUUGAUGAUAAACUUAAAGCUUCAGAAAACAUUUUUCAUGCCUUGAAUGAUCCUUCUGUAUUUAUUUAUUUUAAAUUUCUAGAAUGGGUCCUUCCAAAAUUUGUGAAUCUGAAUAAACUGUUUCAAAGUGAUAAACCAGUUAUAUG